Molecule: messenger RNA, 1517 nt
Organism: Glycine soja
Lineage: Eukaryota; Viridiplantae; Streptophyta; Magnoliopsida; Fabales; Fabaceae
Product: probable WRKY transcription factor 17
Exons: 3
Coding region: 405-1325 (306 amino acids)
Biological process (GO): regulation of DNA-templated transcription
Molecular function (GO): sequence-specific DNA binding; DNA-binding transcription factor activity
Source: RefSeq, a predicted model, not a curated record
AUGAAUUUAUCUUAUUAAAUUGUAAUAAACCUUGACAGCUUGUACUAAUGAGAAAAGUUAUAGUCUGAACUUAUCAUAUAUUAAACUUGAGAUUUUAUCUUAUUUUACUUAGGGAUAUUUUUUAGAAAAAAAAUGAUAAAACCAAACUCCUACUUUCUCAUUUUAAAAAUAAAAAUAAAUACUAUCAGUAUUUUAUUAAAAGAAAAAAAUUAUUAGAUACCUAAAACCUUUCUCCCCAAUAUAUAUUACCCUCCCCCUCCAUCUUCUCUACUCUUUUAUUCUUACUUUGUUUUUUAAACUUUCUUAACGCAACAAACACAUAGCCACAUCUUCUCUUUCUCUUCCCAUGGCAUUCUGACUCAUACCCAAAUCAUUGAUUGUUUGUCUAUCGAAUCGGUGAGAAAAUGGCAGUGGAGCUGAUGGGGUUCCCCCAAAUGGGCGAACAGAAGGCAAUUGAAGAAGCAGCCGCCGAAGGCCUCAAGGGCAUGGAACACCUCCUCCGUCUCCUCUCCCAUCAACCUUCCCACCUCCGCACUCACCACACCGACGCCACCGUUUCCAACUUCAAAAAACUCAUCUCCCUUCUCAACCGCCGCACCGGCCAUGCCCGUUUCCGCCGCGCACCCCUCCCUUCCACUUCCAACUCUCUCGCCCCAUCCCCUCCACCGGCUAACCCGGUCACCUUCGCCCCUUCGCAGUCACAGAGUCUAACCCUCGAUUUCUCAAAACCUAACAUGUUCAACACCACCAACGCCAAAUCCAUGGACCUCGAGUUCUCUAAAGAAACCUUCAGCGUCUCCUCCAACUCCUCCUUCAUGUCCUCCGCUAUCACCGGCGACGGUAGCGUCUCCAAUGGCAAACUAGGAUCCUCCCUCUUCCUCACUCCUCCGCCAGUCUCCGCCGGAAAACCUCCUCUCUCGUUUGCUCCGAUCAAGAAGAGGUGCCACGACCACCGCGAGCACUCCGACGACAUCUCCGGGAAACUCUCCGGCUCCAGCAAGUGCCACUGCAUCAAGAGAAGGAAGAAUCGUGUGAAGAAAACGGUUAGAGUUCCGGCGAUUAGUUCGAAGGUCGCCGAUAUUCCGCCGGAUGAGUACUCGUGGAGGAAGUACGGACAGAAGCCGAUCAAGGGAUCACCGUACCCGAGGGGGUAUUACAAGUGCAGUACCGUGAGAGGGUGCCCGGCGAGGAAACACGUGGAGCGUGCUUCGGACGAUCCGACGAUGUUGAUUGUAACGUACGAGGGGGAGCACCGACACUCGAUUCAGACCGCGAUGCAGGAGAACAUUUCCGGGGGAGUGGGUUUGGUAUUCGAGUCAACGUGAGUGUGGAAUUAAAGAAAGGGGAACUGUUGGGGGGCUUUUUUUUUGUAGUAGGAAAAAAAAAAGAGGUGAAUAGGAAAAUUGAAUUAAGGUGGUGGUUGCAAUGUAAAUCUGACCUUAUUGAAAGAAAAUAUUAUUGUGCUGUUAUUAUAUUAUUACAGGGUAUCUUAAUCUUCUCCCACAAAAGUCUUCUUA